AGUCACGAAUGUUAAAAGGUCAAACACCACUGAUACUAAAGUGACUACGUUCCCUGAUAAGACCAGUUGUUUCUCUAAAAGGACAAGGGGCAGUUAGGCGGAGAAAUGAACAUAGGAGUUUGGAUUCCAGUGGGGAUUAUGUGCAUGAUUAGAGCGUCAGAAUGCAUAGAGUGUUUCAGUUGUAAAAACAUUGCUGAUCCUAAUGAGUGUAGAAAUACUUCACAAUGUUCCAGUGGUCAAUCAUGCUCUUUACAAACAUUCCAAGCUGACUCCGAAUUACGCUACACCAUGGGAUGUCAAAACAAUCAGUUAUGCAGUUCCCUCGCUGUUAGCCCACACAGUAUCAUCGGUCGCUCCGUCCAGACGAGACAGCAGUAUAUAUGCUAUGAAUGCUGCAGUACUGACCGAUGCAAUGAGAACCUUUGCUUUCAUAAAAAACCUUCCGAGUGCACUGACGACGAAACACUCGACUGCGCUCGAUUAAAUACCCUGUUUAAUGUUUGCGCAGAUGUUCAUCAUGCAAAAAUCACGUGUCCAAAGUUCUGUGGCCUGUGUCAGCUCGUUGAUGGAAACUGGGCGGAAUGGGGCACAUGGACGCAGUGCAGUGUGACAUGUGCGAAUGGAACGCAGGAGCGUACACGCACCUGCACUAAUCCGCCCCCUAGCAACGGUGGCCUAAACUGCAAUGGACCAGCUGUUGGCAUUAAACUGUGCACACAGCAGCUUUGUCCAGUGCAUGGAAACUGGACGGAUUGGUCCAGUUGGUCUAGUUGCUCAGUUACCUGUGAUGUUGGACUAAUGAAAAAGACAAGAACCUGCACCAAUCCAAGACCAGAUAGAUUUGGCGACAAUUGUUAUGGCAAUUCUAGCGAAUAUGCUGUUUGCCAAAAUGAACACUGCAUUGCUCCGGUGCAUGGCAACUGGUCAGCCUGGUCCGUAUGGUCCACUUGUUCUGUCACGUGUGAUGGGGGACUUCAGAAGAGAUUAAGGACGUGCACCAAUCCUAAACCAAACGCUCUAGGCGACGACUGUGUGGGUGAUCCUAGCGAAUAUACUUUAUGUCUUAAUGAUCCUUGUGGCGCCAGACUAUUAUUUUACAAUUGUUACAAAAGCGACGUAAUGUUUUACAUGUGUAUUAAAGAUGGUGGCUGGUCUACGUGGGGAUUGUGGCAGAGCUGUUCAGUCACCUGUGGAGUAGGUCGCAGGCUGAUGAGCAGGACCUGUUCUAACCCGAGUCCAACUAUAUACGGAAAAGCUUGUGAGGGAAACUCCGAGGCAUUUGACGUUUGUGUAAACAGACCAUGUAAUGUUGUAGCCUUCAACGCUCACGGGAUCAACAUAAUUUUGUCAAAUAAUGUCAAUACAUUUCCAACCGUGAUCUUCAACGAAGGCAAUGCUUACAAUCCCUACACUGGACACUUGACAGCCCCUGUGGACGGAAUAUAUUACUUCACUGUGGUUAUCUGCUAUUGGCCUCGACAUGCUUUGGGUUUUGCCAUCUACAAGGGAAAUGCCGAUAUGAGCAGCAGUACACGCUUGACGAUUAACUAUGCAUACAAUGCUGACGACGCUACAUGUACAUCGGCCUCCUCAUCUGCUAAGCUGAACAGAAACGAGCACGCCUGGGUUCAAAUGAAUCAGCAUUACACAGGAGAACUAUUUGAAGCUAUUAAUGCUUGGAACACAUUUACCGGAGCUCUUGUCCAAGAGCUCAGACCGUCCAAUCCAACCUGCAUCGACCGGUAUGCCGCAUUUCCUGGUCAUCUCAACUGCGAAAACCGACCAUUGACAGGAAAGACGAUCAAAAUAUCUGACGCAGACCUCGCCACUAUUGCUGACUUGCACAACGAGAUCCGGACCCAUGUAUCUCCUCCAGCGGCAGACAUGCGGCUUAUGUCCUGCUCUUUACAAACAUUCCAUUCUAACUCCGAAUUGCGCUACACCAUGGGAUGUCAAAACAAUCAGUUAUGCAGUUUCCUUGGUGUCAGCCCACACAGUAUCAUCGGUCGCUCCGUCCAGACGAGACAGCAGUACACAUGCCAUGAAUGCUGCAGUGCUGACCGAUGCAAUCAGAACCUAUGCUUUCAUAAAAAACCUUCCGAGUGCACUGAUGACGAAACACUCGACUGCGCUCGAUUACAUACCCUUUUUAAUGUCUGCGCAGAUGUUCAUCAUGCAAAAAUCACGUGUCCAAAGUUCUGUGGCCUCUGCCAGCUCGUUGAUGGAGACUGGGCGGAAUGGGGCACUUGGACUCCGUGCAGUGUCACGUGUUCGAAUGGCACGCAGGAGCGAACACGCACCUGCACUAAUCCGCCCCCUAGCAACGGUGGCCUUAACUGUUCUGGACCAGAUGUUGACACUACACUGUGCACAAAACAGCUUUGUCCAGUACAUGGAAACUGGACGACCUGGUCCAGUUGGUCUAGUUGCUCAGUUACCUGUGAUGUUGGACUGGUGAAAAAGACAAGAACCUGCACCAAUCCAAGACCAGACCGAUUUGGCGACAAUUGUUAUGGCGAUGCUAGUGAAUAUAAUGUUUGCCAAAAUGAUCACUGCGUUGCCCCGGUGCAUGGCAACUGGUCAGCAUGGUCCGUAUGGUCCACUUGUUCUGUCACUUGCGAUGGAGGGCUCCAGAAGAGAUCAAGGUCGUGUACCAAUCCGAAACCAAACGCUCUAGGCGAAUAUUGUUUUGGUGAUAAUAGCGAAUACACUGUUUGCCAAAAUCAACCAUGCGUUUCACCAGUGCAUGGCAACUGGUCAGCAUGGUCCGUAUGGUCCACUUGUUCUGUCACUUGCGAUGGAGGGCUCCAGAAGAGAUUGAGGACGUGCACCAAUCCUAAACCAAACGCUCUGGGCGACGAUUGUGUGGGCGAUAAUAGCGAAUACACUGUUUGCCAAAAUCAACCCUGCGUUGCACCAGUGCAUGGCAAUUGGUCAGCAUGGUCCGUAUGGUCCACUUGUUCUGUCACUUGCGAUGGAGGGCUCCAGAAGAGAGCAAGGACAUGCACCAAUCCUAAACCAAACGCUUUAGGCGACGAUUGUGUGGGUGAUAAUUUCGAAUAUACUAUAUGUCUGAAUGAUCCUUGUGGCGCCAGAAAUGGUGGCUGGUCGAGUUGGGGUUCGUGGGGGAGCUGUUCAGUCACGUGUGGAGUGGGUCAAAAGCUUAAGAGCAGGACCUGUACCAACCCGAGCCCCAACUUGUACGGCAAGACUUGUGAGGGGAACUACGAGGCAUUUGCUGUGUGUAUAAACAGACCGUGUCAUGUUGCAGCCUUCAACGCUCACGGAAACAAUGUGUUGCCAAAUUGUGUCAAUGCAUUUCCCACUGUAAUCUUCAACGAAGGCAAUGCGUACAACAACAUAACUGGGAUCUUCACAGCUCCUGUGAGCGGGACAUACUACUUUACUGCCCAAAUCUGCAGUAAGCCCGGAUACGAUGUUUACUUUUUCUUGGAAAAAGGCAGUGGAAACACGGACGACAAGGCCAAGGCGCGUCUAACAGCUACCGAGCAGCUCGAAUAUCACUACAGCUCAUGUACAUCUGCAUCCAGCUCUGUGAAGCUGACCAGGAAUGAGCACGUGUGGGUGAUGAUGAACUAUCAAUUCACCACAUCGAUGAUAUUUGAAAAUGAGGAUUAUAAUUGGAUGACAUUUACUGGAGCGUUGAUUCAAGACGCAGCACAACAGUGCACCUACUGCAAUGUCACGACCAUACUCCAUGGAGACAUGUUCCACUGCGGAGAAAUGAACAUAGGAGUUUGGAUUCCACUGGCGAUUCUGUGCAUGAUUAGAGUGUCAGAAUGCAUAGAGUGUUACACUUGUCAAAACAUUGCUGAUCCUAAUGAGUGCAGAAAUACUUCACAAUGUUCCAGUGGUCAACAGUCCUGCUCUUUACACAUAUUCCAAACUGACUCCGAAUUACGCUACACCAUGGGAUGUCAAAACAAUCAGUUAUGCAGUUCCCUCGCUGUUAGCCCACACAGUAUCAUCGGUCGCUCCGUCCAGACGAGACAGCAGUACAUAUGCCAUGAAUGCUGCAGUACUGACCGAUGCAAUGAGAACCUUUGCUUUCAUAAAAAACCUUCCGAGUGCACUGAUGACGAAACACUCGACUGCGCUCGAUUAAAUACCCUUUUUAAUGUCUGCGCAGAUGUUCAUCAUGCAAAAAUCACGUGUCCAAAGUUCUGUGGCCUGUGUCAGCUCGUUGAUGGGGACUGGGCGGAAUGGGGCACUUGGACUCCGUGCAGUGUGACGUGUGCGAAUGGCACGCAGGAGCGUACACGCACAUGCACUAAUCCGCCCCCUAGCAACGGUGGCCUUUACUGUUCUGGACCAGAUGUUGACACUAAACUGUGCACAAAGCAGCUUUGUCCGGUGCAUGGAAACUGGGCGGAUUGGUCCAGUUGGUCUAGUUGCUCAGUUACCUGUGAUGUUGGAAUUAUGAAAAAGACAAGAACCUGCACCAAUCCAAGACCAGACCGAUUUGGCGACAAUUGUUAUGGCGAUGCUAGUGAAUAUACUGUUUGCCAAAAUGAUCACUGCGUUGCCCCGGUGCAUGGCAACUGGUCAGCCUGGUCCUUAUGGUCCACUUGUUCUGUCACUUGCGAUGGAGGACUCCAGAAGAGAUUAAGGACGUGCACCAAUCCUAAACCAAACACUCUUGGCGACUAUUGUUUUGGUGAUAAUAGCGAAUACAAUAUUUGCCAAAAUCAACCCUGCGUUUCACCAGUGCAUGGCAACUGGUCAGCAUGGUCCGUAUGGUCCACUUGUUCUGUCACUUGCGAUGGGGGACUCCAGAAGAGAUCAAGGACGUGCACCAAUCCUAAACCAAACGCUCUGGGCGACGAUUGUGUGGGUGAUAAUAGCGAAUAUUCUAUAUGUCUGAAUGAUCCUUGUGGCGCAAGAAAUGGUGGCUGGUCGAGUUGGGGUUCGUGGGAUAGCUGUUCAGUAACAUGUGGAGUGGGUCAAAAGCUGCAACACAGGACGUGUACCAACCCAAGUCCUUCUGUAUACGGCAAGGUGUGUGAGGGAAACACGGAGGCAUUUGCUGUGUGUAUAAACAGACCGUGUACUAUAGCAGCCUUCAACGCUCACGGACUCAACAUCUUGUCAAAUAAUAUCAAUGCAUUUCCUACUGUAAUCUUCAACGAAGGCAAUGCGUACAAUCCCAACACUGGUCAUUUCACAGCUCCUGUAGACGGGAUAUACUACUUCACUGUUCAAAUCUGCUAUUGGCCUCGAAGUUAUCCUGGUUUCUACCUCGGAAAGGGAAAUGCAGAUUUGAGCAGCCAUACGCGCCUGACGGUUACCUAUGCAUAUAAUGAGGGGGACGCUACAUGUUCGUCGGACUCCACCGCUGUUAGACUGAACAGAAAUGAGCAUGUCUGGUUGGAAAUGCACCACCAGUACAACUCACACGAACUAUAUGAAAAUCUUAAUGCUUGGAACACAUUUACUGGAGCUUUGGUUCAGGAGCUUUCGGCGUGUCUUUAUUUUUCGUUCCAUUCUAAAACUGUCUUAACCAGCGUCAACACAAACAUGCAGAUCUGUCUUUUGAUUAUUGCGGGAAUACUGUGUGCAAUCGGAGUAUCAGAAUGCCUGGACUGCUUUAAUUGUCAAAAUAUCACUGACCCUCAGGCGUGUACAAACACAGGUCAAUGUUCAAACAAUGAGUCCUGCUAUCUGCAAACGCUCCAUUUCGGCAACGAAGUAAGUUACAACAUGGGCUGUCAGAACAAUCAGCUGUGCAGUUCCGAUGUCGUUGACCCCAACGUUAUCAUUGGUCGCUCCAUCCAGACAAGACAGCAGUACUCUUGUCAUGAAUGUUGCAGCAGUAACCGAUGCAAUGCACAACUAUGUGCACACAGUAAACCAACAUCGUGCAUUGACGACGAAACACUGGACUGUGCCCGACUGAACUCCAUCUUUCACGUCUGUGCAGAUAUUCAUCACGCCAAAGUCACUUGUCCAAAGUUUUGCGGACUCUGUCAACUCGUUGAUGGCAAUUGGGCAGAAUGGGGUGCGUGGACGACGUGCAGCGUGACCUGCGAAAAUGGCACGCAGUCACGCAUACGUGACUGCACAAACCCGUCACCCACAAAUGGUGGUCUCAAUUGCACCGGCCCAUCUGUCGACUCAAAAAAAUGUUCUAAACAGCUUUGUCCGGUACAUGGCAACUGGUCAGAAUGGUCCACGUGGUCUGGUUGCACGGUUACGUGUGACGUGGGUCUGAGAAAGAGGUCCAGAACCUGCACUUAUCCCAAACCAGACCGAUUUGGGGACUAUUGCAUCGGAGAUCCCUUCGAGAAUACAGUUUGCCUUCAAGAACAAUGCGCAAGCAGAAUACAUGGCAACUGGUCAGAAUGGUCCACGUGGUCUGGUUGCACGGUUACGUGUGACGUGGGUCUAAGAAAGAGGUCCAGAACCUGCACUUAUCCUAAACCAGACCGAUUUGGGGACUAUUGCGUCGGGGAUCCCUUCGAGAAUACAGUUUGUCUUCAAGAACCAUGCGCCAACAGAAAUGGAGGCUGGUCGAGCUGGGGUGCGUGGCAAAGCUGUUCAGUCACGUGUGGAGUGGGUCAGAAGCUGAGGAGCAGGACAUGCACCAGCCCGAGUCCUUCCGCCUACGGCAAGGGUUGUGAGGGGAACUAUGAGACGUCCGCUGUAUGUGUCAACACACCAUGUCAUGUUGCAGCAUUCAACGCUCACGGCUUCCAUGAGUUGUCAAGUCUUGUCAAUGCAUUUCCCAUUGUGAUCUUCAACGAAGGCAAUGCGUACAACCCCAGCACUGGACACUUCACAGCUCCAGUGGACGGGAUAUACUACUUUACUGCCCAAAUCUGCGUUUCGCCCGAACAUGAUGUUUACUUUUUCUUGGAAAAAGGCAGUGAAAACAUGAGCAUCAAGGGGCGUCUAACAGCUACCAAUCAGCAAGUAUCUAGCACCAGCUUUUCAUGUGCGUCUGCAUCCUGCUCUGUGAAGCUGAUAAGGAAUGAGCACGUGUGGGUGAUGAUGUACUGGCAAUACACCACAUCACAGAUAUUUGAAAAUGGUGAUUAUACUUGGAAUUCAUUUACUGGAACGUUGAUUCAAGAGCUUUAAUAAAUUCGUGAAGUUAA
Molecule: messenger RNA, 7118 nt
Organism: Dreissena polymorpha
Lineage: Eukaryota; Metazoa; Mollusca; Bivalvia; Myida; Dreissenidae
Exons: 47
Coding region: 106-7101 (2331 amino acids)
Molecular function (GO): protein binding
Source: RefSeq, a predicted model, not a curated record